Molecule: messenger RNA, 1882 nt
Organism: Hyposmocoma kahamanoa
Lineage: Eukaryota; Metazoa; Arthropoda; Insecta; Lepidoptera; Cosmopterigidae
Product: glucose dehydrogenase [FAD, quinone]-like
Exons: 3
Coding region: 83-1882 (599 amino acids)
Molecular function (GO): ecdysone oxidase activity; flavin adenine dinucleotide binding
Source: RefSeq, a predicted model, not a curated record
GGUAUAUCAACUUAAGUACUAACAUGGUAUGAAAGAAAUGCAAGCAAUAUUUUUCUUUGCAGAUAAAUUUAAAACCAACAAUAUGAGCAUAGUAGAGAUUUUAGCAGCAUCAAUUGUGGAAGCUACUAUGCCCACAAUUCAACUGUUGCAGAUUUUUUUCUCUCUUCUUUCAUCCUUUCGAUCGACACCCGAUAUAACUGCAACACAUGCCACCAUCACGGAUAGACAAAGUUUCGACUUCAUAGUAAUUGGUGCUGGUUCUGCGGGAUGUGUCUUAGCUAACAGACUAACGGAAAUUAGCAAUUGGACUGUGUUACUUAUAGAAGCUGGCGGUGAGCCUGAUUUAACAUCCGAGAUUCCAGGUUUAUUUCCUAUAGCUGAUCAUCCUAAACAAGACUGGAACUAUUAUUCUGCAAAUGAUGGUUAUUCAAGUCAAGCACACAGAACAAAAACGGUUCGCCUACCAAGAGGAAAAAUGUUAUCAGGCUCUAGUGGCAGCAAUUACAUGACUUAUGCCAGAGGUAAUAAAGCUGAUUAUAAUAAAUGGGGGGAAUUUGGAAACAAAGGUUGGGAUUGGAAGAAUUUAUUAUAUUACUUCAAAAAAAGUGAAAAAUUCAACAUAAAACCUAUUCUUAAAAGUGUGUCAGGAAAACUACACGGAACUAAUGGAUAUAUUGGUGUCACUCAAAAUGAUCUAAGCACUGUUGAGAACUAUUUACAAGCUUUUGAAGAACUUGGCCAUAAUAUCUUGUUAGACUACACGGGAUUUCAAUCAUUAGGUUACUCUGUAGAAAUGUUUACCACUGAUAAUGGAAUUCGGCAGAGCACAGCCGCAACUUAUUUGAAAGCUGCUAAAAAACGUCCAAAUUUGUUUGUUUUAAAAAAUACUUUGGCAAGAAAAGUCAUCUUAAGAGGUCUCACUGCUAUUGGUGUUGAAAUUGAACUAUGUAGUAAUAAAAUAAUCAAAGUUAUGGCCAAUAAAGAAGUAAUACUAUCAGCGGGAGCAAUUAAUUCACCUCAGCUUCUUAUGCUAUCUGGUAUUGGACCGAAAAAUCAUUUGAAAGAAACAGGAAUUCAAAUAGUAUUAGAUUCACCAAACGUUGGGAAAAAUUUACACGAUCACAUUUAUUCUCCAAUUGUAUUUACGGGAGAAAGAGGAGUGACAUCAAUCGUUGACAAUAUAGCUGUAUUGACAGGUUUAGCCUCUAAUGCCAUAACAGUUUUAGGACAUGCUGCUUUGAACAGAUCUCAAGAAUAUCCUGACUAUCAAUCGUAUUUGUACCCUCUACCAGCUGCAUCUGCAUUGACACCAGUUUUUUGUUCAUACAUACUUCAAUUAGAAGAUAUAUCAUGUGCACAUUUAGUCAAGAGAGGAUUACUACAAGAAAUAAUAAUUACUUACAUUUCAAUGUUGCACCCAGAGUCCAGAGGAUAUAUAAAACUGCGGAACAAAAACCCUAGAAGUAGUCCUAUAUAUUAUACGGGAUACUACUCAAAUGUCAACGACCUGGAGAAACACGUUCGUUACUUUGAAGAUUUCAUACAAAUUGUGAAUUCCACGUAUUUUAGAAGUAUUGGAUCAGAAAUUAUAAACUUAGAAAUUCGUCAAUGUCGUCACACAAAAUUUGGUAGUCAUGAGUAUUGGAAGUGUUUCAUUCUAAAUACAGCAUCUACAACUUUUCAUCCUGCUGGGACUUGUGCGAUGGGUCCAGAAGGCGUAGGGGUCACAGACGACAGACUGAAUUUAAGAGGUGUAAAGAGACUACGAGUAGUUGAUGCUAGUAUUAUGUCCUCUACAGUGAGUGGAAAUACUAACAUGCCAGUAAUAAUGAUUGCGGAGAAAGCAUCUGAUAUAAUUAAAAAAGAUCAUGGUUACAUGUAG